Messenger RNA from Ustilaginoidea virens, 1041 nucleotides. RefSeq lists its product as uncharacterized. The coding region runs from base 1 to 1041 and encodes 346 amino acids. Lineage: Eukaryota; Fungi; Ascomycota; Sordariomycetes; Hypocreales; Clavicipitaceae. The transcript has a single exon. The record is from RefSeq and is a predicted model, not a curated record.
AUGCCCAGUGGAACCGUUCCCGGGACGGUGAUCAUCCAGAUCCUGCCGAGCUAUGUCACGUUGACACAGGUGCUGACCGGCUCAGGUACCGCACCCGUAACCCUGACUGUCCCCCCGAGCGGUGCGGUUCCCGGAUCGGUUAUUGUCCAGACGCCGCCGGUCACCACUCCGUACGUGACCGUCUACCAGAUCCUGAGUGGCACAAACACAGUCGUCUCUACAUUUACAGUGCCGAGCAACGGCACUAUCCCUGGUAGCAUCGUUAUCCAAACACCCCCGUCGUACAUAACAACGACGGUCCCCUAUCCUGGCACAAUAACGAGCGCCGUCACCACCACUGUUCCGCCUACUGGGACUACUCCCGGCACUGUUCUUGUGCAAACGCCGGCUUUUUCGGCGGGCGCAAACUGCAAGAUAAAGCCUAGUUGUGCCCCAUCUGGCGUUUCCAUUUAUAGCUACCCCAAUCCGUGGUGUUCCGGGUUUGCCUUUGGCACAGUAUCACCUUCCUCCUAUUUAACAAACGCCCUGCAACCGAUUGCUUCUAACGUGACCAACGUAACGUCGAUCCCCAUGGACACGACUUAUGGUACGCUCCCCCACACAAAUGAUGUUUGCAGUUCCGUUUACUACUACAUCAACUACACUCGCGUCCUUGGCGGCAUACUCGUCAACGGCAAUAACUUCACGCUGGUCAUGGAAGGCUUUUACAGGGCCCCUGUUUCGGGAUCGUAUUCCGUCUGUCUUACCUUGGUCGACGACGGAGAAGCUGUGUAUAUUGGUGAGGGCAGUGCGUUUAGUUGCGUGAAUGGUCAAGCUUUUGCCGCUGCCUCGCCGGUGCUCAAUGUGCCUUGGUUAACCCCUUCACAUGGAGGAUGCACAACUGUAUCCAUGACACAAGGGCUCUUCUAUCCUAUCAGAAUAGUAUUUGGUAAUGCUGUUGGUGUAGGAUACGGGACCUUGACGAUCCAACCUCCCGGAGGUGUAGCUACUAGAGAUUUCACAGGUCUGUUAUACCCGCCUAGUUGCGGCGAACUCUUGUAG